Molecule: messenger RNA, 5722 nt
Organism: Strigops habroptila (Kakapo)
Lineage: Eukaryota; Metazoa; Chordata; Aves; Psittaciformes; Psittacidae
Gene: STAU2
Product: staufen double-stranded RNA binding protein 2
Exons: 12
Coding region: 1579-3366 (595 amino acids)
Source: RefSeq, a predicted model, not a curated record
CUCAGUUUGUGUCAGUGUUGCCUCGAGUCUCUCUGGAUUGUCCUCCUCUCCCUUCUCCAAGGGCUGCAGGAGCAGGUGAGGUAAGUUUUACAGAAAUGUUACAGAUGUGACUGCGUAUCACAGAGCGUCUGGGGAGAUACAAGUUGUCAGUUUUCAAGAAGUCAUAGGUAGUUUACAGUCAUGGUGAGGAGGAGAUCUAGAGUUACAAUACUGGACAGCCAGCUUUUGUCCUUCGAAUUAGUGGUUACGCCCAGCUGCAGGAGAUGAAUACAAAGAAGGACAUCAUUACUCUCUAGUGUUGCGGAGUGUGAUGUGCCUCUCAUCUGUAAGACUGUGUAGGCAUCUAUAAGCUUUUUUUUUUUUUGAUAUACCUCAAACCAUGAUGGAUUUUGGAUGUGGAAGGCCUUCCACAGAGAAGGCUCUGAUGAUCACCUUGCUGUUUUCAUGGAGGAGUUUCACAUUUUCUUCUCUAAUAAUUCAGAGUAUCCUGGCUGGGUCAAACUGAUGCUGUGUCUGAACCAAUGUUCUGACUGUCUCGUUUGGAGAGUUUUCUGGGCAUAAAACUUGUGGCAGCGCGAGAAUUGGGUUAGUUCAUAUUGGCUGCUGGAAAUUUCCGUGGCUUUUUUUACCAUCAUCUUUGUUUUCUGGGCAGCAACAAUAAAUUGGGACGAACUUUCUGAUGAGUUUUUUGUUGUAAGGUAGCAAACAUUUAUAUGAAACAGCCUAAUUUUUCCCCCUUGGACUUUGGGUUGUAAAUAGGUUGAAAAGCAUUGAGAUGCUUGACUAGCUCAGUUUCUGAUGCAGAGGAUUGGCUUUCCUUAUCUUUAGUUUUCUUCUGGCAUUUAAAUCUUUGAGUUGUUAAAAUCUGAUUGAUCUCCCUUGUCAUUUCAACAGAGAACAGCAAUAUUUCUUUCCAUUACGGUUUAAGAUGUAUUUUAAUAAAGUUUCUCUACUUAGGAGCUCUGUUUCGUGUCUGCCUGUGAAGUCUCCACUUGAGACUUCAAGUGGCUGGCUGGUAUACACAGGACCUGACUAUAGUUUCUUUCUUGGAAGAGAAAAUUAGCCAUGUGUACAGGCUGGAGUCAUUCAGUUUUGCUGUACACAGUAGGAUACAGCGUGGCCUGAGUUGCUCCUUUCUCAGCUUUUUCGUGUCAGCCUUGUUGCCAGGGAAGCAAGGGAAGAGUUGCAUUCCUGCCUGUCAAUAUGCUCCAUUUUCUGUUAAGGUUCUCUUCUGUCCUGGGUUCAACUGUAACAGUUAUUUUUCUCCUUCUUCAUAGCUGGUGCAGUGCUGUGUUUUCGGCUUUAGUCCCAGAACAAUGCUGAUAACACACUGAUGUUUUAGUUGUUGCUCAGUAGCGCUUACCCUGAUCAAGGACUUUUCAGUCUCAUGCUCUGCCAGUGAGGAGGGGCACAGGAAGCCGGGAGAAAGCAGAGACAGGACACCUGACCCAAACUAGCCAAAGGGGUAUUUCAUACCAUGGCACGUCAUGCCCAGUAUAUAAACUGGGGGGAGUUACCCGGAAGACCCAGAUUGCUGCUCGGGUCGGGCUGGAUAUCGGUCGGAGCAUGUGGUAGGCAAUGGCACAAGUUAAGAUGCAGACUCCAGCAAACCUGUCCGGACCCACCAUGUCCCCUAUGGUGCUACCCCUGCCAGUUGCCACUACAAAUACACUGGGUCUGCCGUCCUCAAUGAAUGGAUCCAUUUCAGAUUCGGCUGCCAGCUGUAGCAGUCCUACUGCCGGCCUUGUGGAUCCUGCACCUUCCAGCAGCUCACCAGCUCCUCUCCAAGAUAACAUGGCAAACCCCAAAGAGAAAACUCCAAUGUGUCUGGUAAAUGAGUUAGCCCGUUUCAAUAGAAUUCAACCCCAGUAUAAGCUUCUGAAUGAAAGAGGGCCUGCUCAUGCCAAGAUGUUCACAGUGCAGCUGACUCUCGGAGAACAGACAUGGGAAGCUGAAGGAAGCAGUAUUAAAAAGGCCCAACAUGCUGCUGCUAGCAAAGCAUUGAAUGAAACUACCCUUCCCAAACCAACACCUAGACCACCCAGAAAUAAUGUUAACAAUAAUCCAGGCAGUAUAACUCCAACAGUGGAGCUGAAUGGUCUAGCUAUGAAAAGAGGAGAGCCUGCCAUCUACAGGCCUUUAGAUCCAAAGCCAAUUCCCAAUUAUAGAGCAAAUUACAAUUUCCGGGGCAUGUACAAUCAGAGGUAUCACUGCCCAGUGCCUAAAAUUUUCUAUGUCCAGUUAACUGUUGGCAACAGUGAGUUUUUUGGUGAAGGAAAGACUCGUCAAGCUGCUAGACAUAAUGCUGCAAUGAAGGCCCUUCAAGCUCUCCAGAAUGAGCCUAUUCCAGAAAAAUUACCUCAGAAUGGAGAAACAGGAAAAGAAUCAGAAGAAGAUAAAGAUGCAAACAAGUCUGAGAUCAGUGUAGUGUUUGAAAUUGCUUUGAAGCGCAAUAUACCUGUCAGUUUUGAGGUGAUUAAAGAAAGUGGACCUCCUCACAUGAAGAGUUUUGUUACACGAGUUACAGUAGGAGAAUUCACUGCAGAAGGAGAAGGCAACAGUAAGAAACUCUCAAAGAAACGUGCUGCAAUAGCUGUCCUACAAGAACUUAAGAAACUUCCUCCUCUUCCUGUGAUUGAAAAGCCAAAACUUUACUUUAAAAAGCGUCCAAAAACAAUAUUGAAGACUGGACCAGAAUAUGGUCAAGGAAUGAAUCCCAUCAGUCGUCUGGCUCAGAUCCAACAGGCCAAAAAGGAGAAGGAGCCAGAGUAUGUUCUUCUUUCAGAGAGAGGAAUGCCUCGCCGUCGAGAGUUUGUUAUGCAGGUAAAAGUAGGCAAUGAUAUUACUACUGGAACAGGCCCAAACAAGAAAAUAGCUAAAAGAAAUGCAGCGGAAGCAAUGUUGCUACAGCUGGGUUACAAAGCCUCUACUCCUCUUCAAGACCAGCCAGAGAAGCUUGGAGAAAACAAGAGUUGGAACGGUCAGAAUGUUGGGUUUCCUGAGCCAACAAGUAACACACCAAAGGGAAUACUCCAUCUCUCUCCUGAUGUUUAUCAAGAGAUGGAAGCAAGCCGCAACAAAUCAGCCCCUGGUACCACUGUAAGCUAUUUGUCGUCCAAAGAAAUGAGCCAGACUUCUAGCUCUUUCUUCAGCAUAUCUCCUACAACAAAUAGCACAGCCACGAUUGCCAGGGAACUUCUCAUGAAUGGAACGUCCCCAACUGCCGAAGCCAUAGGUCUAAAAGGAAUAUCUCCUGCUUCCCCCUGUUCUGCAGUGCAGCCUUCAAAACAGCUGGAGUAUUUGGCAAGGAUUCAAGGCUUUCAGGUAUGGGAGGGGGAAAAUGAAGCUCUUCAGCCAGAAUCAUAGCAUUUCCAUCAAGGUUUCACUCUUGCCCUCUUGAAUGUGGGCAUGCAUGUAACUUAUCUUGUAAAAUUAGCUGGUGUCCAAGGCAGUUUCUGGGUCCAGGAGAUACAGCCCCUGCACCAAUAUAGAUGUCCCUUCUUUUUUUUGUUCCUUCCUUCCAUUCACCUUACUGCAGGCCAUCUUUCUCUCCUUUGUUUAUUCUCCUUAAAUAAUUACGGGCUUAAGUUGUGCUUUUUACUUGCACUUCUUGAAGAGUCUUCACCUCUUGGCAUUAGAAGCUUUACAUACUUCUCUGGCAUUGGUUUCUCUCUUCGACUGUGAUCCAGAAGGUAGUGACGCACCACCUUAACUUUGCAUUUGUCUUCUGGGCCAGGUCGUUAAAGCCGUAACUCUGCUUUCUACCCUGCACCGCUUACUUGUAACCUGUAGAACAUUUUCAUCAGAAGGUGCAGCCUAGGAGCAGAGAUGGUGUCAGAGUAAUGCAGAAUGUUUUUGACAUCACAGUCAGUACUAGAGAAUGUAAGAUGAACCACACUGGGUCAGUGCAUGAGUCCUUCAGCACUGAUAGCCUGUAUUCAUCAAUGGCAAAUACCCUACAUUUCACAGAAUAGGUGUGGCAGCCUCUGUAGUACAUCCAGUCAUUUCUGCAGUGUGGAAGAUGGGAAAAGGAAGCCUCUUCCCAAUCACCGUUACAUGCAAAAUUACACACUGUAGGGGUAGUAGCUCGUUUUGCUGUGUGGCACCAUCAGAGGAUAGAAUGAGCUAUGUAGAAAUGCUAUUUUUCCUGUUGUAGGUUUUUUAUAUGGGUGUUUUUGAUUUUGUUUUUCAGAGUUGUGAAUUUGUUUCAUUUGAAAAGUUGGUUUCGUAUGUUCUAGCGUAUGUAAUUUGAUCAUGUAACCCAAUUCUGGAAAUGGGAGGUUUCUGUUAGAAUUUUUGCAUGCCCGAUAAUGAUUUUUUUUCAUCAAAGCCCAUGUAAUUUACAAAGUAUGCAGUUGUUGGAAGUGAUUUAAAAGAGGCUGCUAGAAUUCAAGAUACAGUGUCAGAUGUUCUGUUGGCAUAAGCAGCAUAGUUCAAUUACAUUUGCAUACAUCAGAUAUCACCAGUUGUGGAUUUGACCUAAUGCUGUUUCUGUCUAAAAUGUACAAUCAGCCUUCUUUCGGUCUUCAUUUUUAAAGUAUUAUUUUUGAUUUAUUAGUUUGAAUAUCUCUUAAUGCAAGAAACGGUAAAAGCCUAAGCCUCACUGUAGUAGAGUUAAGCUGCUAAUAGGAAUUCAGUUUACCUGAGUUCCAUUUGUUACCUGCCUGCAGUAGAAACAGAUGAAUUCUGAUGAAAAGAAAUUCAAUCCAUGAAGUUUUCACUGCUCGCUUUCACAUCUUGUCAGAUUGCUUGUGUCUUCUAGUAACACUUUAUUUUCAUUGAACCGAUGCACAAUUUAUGUUACUGUUUUGAUUCCUACUUGCCUACAGUAUGUGGUUACUGUAAAAUGAUUAGUUGUGUUUGUCCUGUUUUUUUUCAUGCUUUGAUUCUAGAUGCUUAUGUAGAAAUUGUUUUUAAAGGAUCUUACCUUGAGCCAAAAAAUAUAAUCCGUUUAGUCCCUAAACUAGACUACUACUUUUUACUUGGCCCUGAUACAAACCAAGGAGCUUGGUAGAGAAUCUCGAUUAUUAACAUCUGUCUGCUGUGUAUGUAACUGAUGGUUUUAUACCAUCUUAGCAUGGUUUUUAACACCUCGCUUGAAUAAGCCUGGUAUUGAUGUGAAACUCUGCCGCUGCUGGGUGGCUGAGCUGAGGUGGAGCAGUGAACAGAAUCUCUGUGGGAAAUGGCUCAGUGGCCUGUCAGGUGCAUAUCACAGGUCUCUUCACCAUUUCAGCCUAGAAAGCUCUUUGUGUUUAAGAGUUUAAAAGCCAAUUUCUUUACAGGUUAACUUUCUCAGGCAUAUUUACGAAGUAGAAAACUACUGCAUUUGCAAACAGCUAGCUUGUUUCAUGUUUCCUGAAUGACCCAAAAUGACUUUUAAACUGUUAGCAUGUAUUUGUAUUCUGGUCCAGAUGAUAACCAUAGUUUUGUCUUUCAUUGAAGAACGUAUACAUUCUGUUCUGUUACAAUGUAUUUUUGAAUUUUUAAAAAAAUCAAUAAAUACUCAUAUGAUGUUUCAUUUGUAAAUGUAAAAAAUGUUAUUUGCUUAUUUGAAUGGGUCUUUUUUAACUUCUUUAGCCUCAGGGGACAUGUCUUUAAAAUGUGGUUAUUUAAAUUCUUCUAAACUGUUUGUAUAUGAUCUCAGCCAUGUUCUAUUGUAAGCCCCUAAUAUUAAGAGUUACUGGGACCAAUGUAUGGAAAAGUACUAAAAAAAUUACAUUUU